GAGAGAUGGAAGAAGCAGAAAUCCCAGAAAUCCUAAUCACGGAGGAGGAAGAUGCAGAAGAAGGACGAUUCUUCGCAUGCUGUUGAGCUCUCGCAGCCCCCGCUACAAAGGCCACACCUAUAUUUGAUUCACAGUGAACCCACGGCGUCGUAUAAGACAGCAAAAUGGUGCAAUAGCGCAAGGUGCUUGGAGAUGGUCUUGUGCAUCUAUGUUUACCAGUUUGAAUGGGCCUGGCAGCACCCAACUGUAUCGAAGGCAGUUAGGCAGGCUGCUGCAAGCUUUAAAUCACUGGGAGGGGUUGUCAGUAAGAUCAAACUUGCAUACACCAUGCUCACUCUCCCUCCUUGGCAGAGGUAUCAUCUUAUCUUGUCUUAUUAUCUUCCUUGUGAGUUGUCAAUGGAUGAAUAUACAUAUGCUUGAACAUAACUGUAGACUUCUUUUCAAAGAAACAUUAAUAAAACCGAGUAUAGCCAUUCAACGAUAUUAUUUUUUAAAAGUAUCAGGAAAAACCGAAUAUAGCCGAGCUGCUAUACUAUUUAUAAAAUACUAGA
Prunus persica (peach) is the source of this 551-nucleotide messenger RNA. RefSeq names its product structure-specific endonuclease subunit SLX1. Gene Ontology annotation, biological process: double-strand break repair via homologous recombination. The record is from RefSeq and is a predicted model, not a curated record. The coding region runs from base 52 to 420 and encodes 122 amino acids. The transcript has 3 exons. NCBI's taxonomy places the organism in Eukaryota, Viridiplantae, Streptophyta, Magnoliopsida, Rosales, Rosaceae. Gene Ontology annotation, molecular function: 5'-flap endonuclease activity; crossover junction DNA endonuclease activity. Gene Ontology annotation, cellular component: Slx1-Slx4 complex.